AUGGCUUCUUUCUCAAUGCCGAUUCUGGGUUUGAAUGCUCAACGAGAGGAGAUGCUUAUGGUCUUUGAUUCAUCGGGCUUCGAUUACAACCACAACAUGCAAAGAAAUAUCAGAUCUCGUAGUCGUGGAGAAUUGGGUUACAAUAACCACAACAUGCAAAGCAGCAGGAUCCAAUCUCGUGUGGAAUUGGGUUACAAUAACCUCAACAUGCAAAACAACGUUAGAGAUGAUGUUUACAUCUUGGAUUCGCUGGACUUGGGUUACAACCACAACAUGCAAAACAAUGUAAGAGAAAGGGUUUAUGUCUUUAAUUCUGUCGAUUUGGAUGGUGGAGUUUCAAGGGUAAUGGAGUCCACGACACAAGAUCUUGAAGAGGUCACAGUUGAAGCAGAGUCCACAACAACACAAGACUCUAGAUCUUUUCAAAAUCUUGAAGAGGUCACGAUUGAAGCAGAGUCUUCUUCCAUCACCGACUGUUCUAUUUGUCUCGGGGAGAUUGGUUCAAGUGCAAUUGGCUUGCCUUGUUCACACGUGUUUCAUCGGGAUUGCAUCACUAAGUGGCUCAUGCUUCGCAAUUCAUGUCCUUUAUGUAGAUGCAGUGUGUCUAGGAAUGAUUAA
Gastrolobium bilobum is the source of this 618-nucleotide messenger RNA. RefSeq lists its product as uncharacterized. The record is from RefSeq and is a predicted model, not a curated record. The coding region runs from base 1 to 618 and encodes 205 amino acids. Gene Ontology annotation, molecular function: zinc ion binding. Lineage: Eukaryota; Viridiplantae; Streptophyta; Magnoliopsida; Fabales; Fabaceae. The transcript has a single exon.